UAGCAGAGCAUUUGCAACCUCGAAAAAACAGUGUCUCAUCACAAGGUCAUAUCUAAUGGUAGUUAUAAGCUCAGUAUCGUGUUUUACAUUUACUAUUCUUGCUUCUCUUUUCAUCUUUUCAUAUGCUCAAGUACCAUGCUCAAACUACACCUUCGUAUCCCAUCAGCAUUUCAAUUCUUGUAUCGAUCUUCCUCAUCUUGAUGCUCAUCUUCACUGGACUUAUUUCCCAUCUGUCAACAAAGUUGCAAUCGCAUACCGGGCAGGACAAGAUCCUAGUGGAUGGAUUGCAUGGGCAAUUAACCCUACUGACACCGGCAUGGUGGGAUCACAAGCACUCGUGGCCUUUUACGACAGCAAUGGAAGUAUUACCACAUACACGACACCGAUUUCCAGUUAUAGUCCUUCGAUGCAACCAGGAGACCUUAGCUUUCAGGUCUCGAACAUGUCUGCAGAAUACACAAAUAAUGAGAUGAUCAUAUUUGCUGUUCUAGGUCCACUUAACAACCAAACCAACUUUAACCAUGCAUGGCAAGCUGGGGACACAGUUUCUAACAACAUUCCUCAAAUGCACACUACCACUGGACCGAAUGUCCUGUCCUUUGGGGAAAUCGACUUUCUUUCAGGCUAGAUGUCAGUUCUUUAGGCAGAGCCAUAAUUUAUUUGAUGAGUUUUUGAGAUUUUGCGUUAACAACAGAAUUUUAGCUUAGCAUUAAUCCAAUUCCAAGUGCCGAAGAUCUCUGGAUCUUCUGCUUGAAUUAAAU
Messenger RNA from Daucus carota subsp. sativus, 761 nucleotides. Its product is annotated as cytochrome b561 and DOMON domain-containing protein At5g47530-like. The transcript has a single exon. The record is from RefSeq and is a predicted model, not a curated record. Lineage: Eukaryota; Viridiplantae; Streptophyta; Magnoliopsida; Apiales; Apiaceae. Bases 56 to 628 code for a protein of 190 amino acids.